UUCGAGCCCGCCGCUUCCGCCCGGAGUUGCUUUAAGCUCCGGCUGCGAGUAGCUACUUCAGCCAGGAGUCCGUAGCGUCUCGGACGUGGAAAGUGGCCCUGGGUCGGCCUCCUUCUUGUCCCCUCAGCCUGCCCGCCCCGAGGCCGGGUCCUCAGCUGGCGGCGGUGGCGGCUGGGCCUGUCGCGGAGCGUUCUCUCUGCCCGAGUCCUGGGCCUGGGGGAACAGAGCGGUGAGGGAGCGACGCCCGGCCUGGCCCAGCCCCGGUCCAGCCCCGGCUUUCCCGGGGCCUGUGACGGUGGCCACAGGCCUCGCGGCGCCCACCCCAGCCUGGGGCGGGGCACGACCUCCCCGCCCGCGUCCCCGCCCCUUCUGCCUGCCCAGCGCCUGGGCAUUCUCUUCAGCCCAGCGGCGGCGUAACCGUCUCGCCCCUCCGGGACUCGGCAGUCCCCUGGCUCCGGCCGCUGGGGAACAUGGAGUUUGCGGAGCUGAUUAAGACCCCACGGGUGGACAAUGUGGUGCUGCACCGGCCUUUCUACCCGGCCGUCGAGGGGACCUUGUGUCUUACUGGCCACCACCUGAUCCUGUCCUCCCGGCAGGACAACACGGAGGAGCUGUGGCUCCUCCAUUCAAACAUCGACGCCAUCGACAAGCGGUUUGUGGGACCACUGGGUACCAUCAUCAUAAAAUGUAAGGAUUUUCGAAUUAUUCAGUUGGAUAUUCCUGGAAUGGAGGAAUGUUUGAAUAUAGCCAGUUCCAUUGAGGCAUUGUCUACCCUGGACUCCAUCACUCUGAUGUACCCUUUCUUUUACCGGCCCAUGUUUGAAGUGGUAGAAGAUGGCUGGCAUUCUUUCCUUCCUGAGCAAGAGUUUGAACUCUACUCUUCAGCUACCAGUGAAUGGAGGUUAAGCUAUGUCAAUAAGGAAUUUGCUGUUUGCCCCUCUUACCCACCAAUUGUCAUAGUACCCAAAGCCAUCGAUGAUGAAGCUCUUCGGAAGGUAGCUACGUUUCGACAUGGAGGACGCUUCCCAGUACUCAGCUAUUAUCAUAAAAAAAAUGGAAUGGUUAUUAUGCGAAGUGGUCAGCCACUCACUGGCACAAAUGGGAGACGGUGCAAAGAAGAUGAGAAGCUGAUAAAUGCUACCCUCAGGGCAGGAAAGCGUGGCUACAUCAUUGACACCCGACCUCUAAACGUAGCUCAGCAAGCUAGAGCCAAAGGAGGCGGCUUUGAACAAGAAGCUCAUUAUCCCCAGUGGAGGCGGAUUCAUAAGUCCAUUGAGAGGUAUCACAUUCUUCAGGAGAGCUUAAUCAAACUCGUGGAAGCUUGUAAUGACCAAACACAUAACAUGGACCGAUGGCUCAGUAGAUUGGAGGCAUCCAACUGGCUGACUCACAUCAAGGAGAUUCUGACAACUGCCUGUCUGGCAGCUCAGUGUCUCGACAGGGAAGGAGCAUCCAUACUGAUUCAUGGAACAGAAGGAACUGAUUCCACACUCCAGGUUACCUCCCUGGCCCAGAUUAUCUUGGAACCAAGAAGCAGGACCAUCCGGGGCUUUGAGGCCUUGAUAGAGAGAGAGUGGCUUCAGGCUGGUCACCCAUUCCAACAGCGCUGUGCACAGUCGGCCUAUUGUAAUAGUAAGCAGAAGUGGGAGUCGCCUGUAUUUCUUCUCUUCUUGGACAGUGUGUGGCAGAUACUUCGUCAGUUCCCUUGUUCAUUUGAAUUUAAUGAGAAUCUCCUCAUCAUGCUCUUUGAGCAUGCAUAUGCCUCACAGUUUGGAACAUUUUUGGGCAACAAUGAAAGUGAAAGAUGCAAGUUGAAGCUACAGCAGAAAACGAUGUCUCUAUGGUCUUGGGUCAACCGGCCCAGUGAACUGAGUAAGUUCACCAACCCUCUCUUUGAAGCCAACAAUCUUGUCAUCUGGCCUUCGGUUGCUCCACAGAGUCUUCAGCUGUGGGAGGGUAUUUUUCUGCGUUGGAACAGAUCUUCCAAGUAUUUGGAUGAAGCAUAUGAAGAAAUGGUUAACAUCAUUGAAUAUAACAAGGAAUUACAAGCAAAAGUAAAUAUCCUUAGGCGGCAGUUGGCAGAACUGGAGACUGAAGAUGGGAUGCAGGAGAGUCCCUGAAUUCCAGAUCCCCUGCAGCCCUCGGAGGACCGUCAGGACUGGUAUCCCAUCUCUCUCUCCCCAUCUCUCUCUCCCUUGCCCUUCAGUUCACUUUCACACAGUAGCCUUAAACUUAAGGCUUUAGAUGUGAGAACCUUCUAAUAUAAUGGACUCCUCAAAACUUUAUGAAUGGAACUUACUAUAAUUAUUCAUGUUUCAUGUGGCCUGUUAGGCCUCUUCACUUUGGGAGCAGGAAGGAGGUGCUAGUCAUUUUAUUUUACAUGAAACAAGUGACCUAUUUAAUGCCAUUUGUGUUAUAUGCCAUUUCACCCUAAGCUUUUCUCUGCAUCCACUUUCCAAACAGUGCUCCAGACCAGUCAAGGAUAUGAUUAAUCUCUUAGGGAAUAUCUGUUAGUUUAAAAAAAGGAUCAGACUUUGAAGCACUCCAAAUAUAGAAAUAUUUUUCAAACCUGAAAUGGUUGAUAAACGAAGAAUUUUGUGUUUAACAUACCAUUUCCAAUAUCUUUGCUACAUAAAAAAGCCAUUCUCUUUAAAACAGUUUUGGACUGACAGAGCUAAAUUCAUCCUCAUUCUGAUUUGUCAAGAAAACAAAAGCUGAGUAUUUAUUCAAGGUAAAUUAUUUUUACGUAAAGGGCAACAGCUAUAGUCCUCUGAUAUUUACAUUAAGAAGAAGUAAAUUUAUUGUAACAGAUACUAAAAUAUGUGCAAUAUAGAAAUAAAGUAGGAAUUUGUUACUGAUAAGGUAUCUUUAGUGUUGAAUUGGUUUUUCAGGGUUUUGACACACAUGUUAAGUGUGUGUCAAAUGCUGGAUGUAAUGUUAAACCGUCAUUUAGAAUAGAUGUUAAUUUCUUAUGAUUAAGCUACAAAUACGGUUUCCUUAAACCAGAGAUACACCGCCCUUGUCUGAAGUUCUUAUUGCACUGGUU
This is a messenger RNA of Aethalodelphis obliquidens (Pacific white-sided dolphin), 3046 nucleotides long. RefSeq names its product myotubularin related protein 9 (gene MTMR9). Gene Ontology annotation, biological process: negative regulation of autophagy; phosphatidylinositol dephosphorylation. NCBI's taxonomy places the organism in Eukaryota, Metazoa, Chordata, Mammalia, Artiodactyla, Delphinidae. Gene Ontology annotation, molecular function: protein phosphatase binding. Bases 471 to 2120 code for a protein of 549 amino acids. Gene Ontology annotation, cellular component: cytoplasm. The transcript has 10 exons. The record is from RefSeq and is a predicted model, not a curated record.